AUGUCCAUAACCUGGAAGGUUUUGGCCCAGUCAGUCUUCAUUCAGCCUUGGAGGGGGCUCGAGGAAGCUGGAAAACUUACUCCGGCGCUCCAUGACCUUGUCAUGGCCAUCCUCAGAGGUGCGGCCCUGGGACUGCAGUACUGCGGCAGAGGCAAGGCCGACCACGGUGGUGACAGCGGCGAAAAUGGUUCCGAUUCUCAUUUUGAAAUGGUCGAUGAGUGA
Molecule: messenger RNA, 222 nt
Organism: Pyricularia pennisetigena
Lineage: Eukaryota; Fungi; Ascomycota; Sordariomycetes; Magnaporthales; Pyriculariaceae
Exons: 2
Coding region: 1-222 (73 amino acids)
Source: RefSeq, a predicted model, not a curated record